CUGUCGUCCGCAGAGACUUUUAUACUUCCCGAAAGAGUGGGCAGCCCAAGUCAAGCACCAGAAACUGGUUUCCCGGUUCACAAGGCCUGGGUGAGCUUAUCAAUCAGGGUCAGCGUCGUCAUUGGCGGGCCACUAUCAAUCCGAUAUCCUGCUUUGAUAUCUGUGAUCACCACUCUGUACGACCGCGUGUCAAGUUGACGCCGAUGGGAUUUAAACCCGGCCUGCAUCACCCCUCCUGCUUCCCCUCACUCACCUACUCCCCUCCCUGUCACCGACAACUCUCCACUCCUCCUCCUCCCAUCUCCAUCUCAGACACCUCACCAUCGACCCUCACUCACCAUGGCCUCCAUGGACCGAGUCUUUGCCGGCUACGCCGCCCGCCAGGCCGUCCUCGAAACCAGCACCAACCCGUUCGCCAAGGGCGUCGCCUGGGUAGAAGGAGAGCUCGUGCCACUCAACGAAGCGCGCAUCCCCCUGAUAGACCAAGGCUUCCUACACAGCGACCUCACCUACGACGUGCCCGCCGUGUGGGACGGUCGGUUCUUCCGACUGGACGACCACCUCUCGCGCCUAGAACUCAGCUGCGCAAAACUCCGCCUCAAACUCCCAAUAUCCCGCGACCAAGUGAAACAAACCCUCGUCCACAUGGUCUCCCGAAGCGGCCUGCGCGACGCCUACGUCGAACUCAUCGUCACACGGGGCAUCCGCAGCGUCCGGGGCAUCAACCCAGACGACCUAACCAACAACCUCUACCUCUUCAUCCAACCAUACCUAUGGGCCAUGCCCCCGGAAGUCCAGCGCGUCGGCGGCAGCGCCAUCAUCACGCGGACCGUCCGCCGCGUGCCCCCCGGCGCCAUGGACCCCACAGUCAAGAACCUGCAAUGGGGCGACCUGACCCGGGGCAUGCUCGAGGCCGCGGAGCGGGACUCCACGUACCCGUUCCUGACGGACGGCGACGCAAACCUCACCGAGGGAGCCGGGUAUAAUAUCGUCUUGGUGAAGGAUGGCGCCUUGUAUACCCCUGAUCGCGGCGUGUUGGAGGGCGUCACGAGGAAGAGUGUUUUCGAUGCUUGUCGGAAGGCCGGGAUCGAGGUUCAUCUGCAGGUUGUGCCUGUCGCGUUGGCGUAUCACGCUGAUGAGAUCUUCAUGUCCACUACCGCGGGUGGUAUUAUGCCGAUUACGGAGUUGGAUGGGAGGAAGGUCAAUGGGGGUGGCAUUGGGCCGGUUACGAAGAGGAUCUGGGAUGCGUAUUGGGAUAUGCAUUAUGAGGAGGCGUAUAGCUUUGCGGUUGAUUAUGAGGAGGGGAGGGGAGGGGAGCGUCAGGCGAGACUUUGAGUAGGGGAGGUGGGGAUGGGA
This is a messenger RNA of Aspergillus heteromorphus CBS 117.55, 1356 nucleotides long. Its product is annotated as aminotransferase class IV. The record is from RefSeq and is a predicted model, not a curated record. Lineage: Eukaryota; Fungi; Ascomycota; Eurotiomycetes; Eurotiales; Aspergillaceae. Gene Ontology annotation, molecular function: catalytic activity. The transcript has a single exon. Gene Ontology annotation, biological process: carboxylic acid metabolic process. The coding region runs from base 340 to 1335 and encodes 331 amino acids.